Messenger RNA from Arachis stenosperma, 1305 nucleotides. RefSeq lists its product as uncharacterized. The coding region runs from base 1 to 1305 and encodes 434 amino acids. The transcript is spliced from 4 exons. NCBI's taxonomy places the organism in Eukaryota, Viridiplantae, Streptophyta, Magnoliopsida, Fabales, Fabaceae. The record is from RefSeq and is a predicted model, not a curated record.
AUGGAUGAGAGAAAAGGAGCCAGUACAUUAAUAGCAGCAGCAAAAGAUUUUAGAAGCUGGAUACAAGAUAUGGAGCUGGUAGAUUUAGAGUUGAAUGAUUGUAAAUUUACUUCAUUCAAGGGCCAAUCAUGCAGUCGUAUUGAUCGGGUGUUGGUUAGCGUGGAAUGGGUUGAAGAGUUUCCUAAGACGCGACUUAAAGAGUUACCAAGAUAUUCUAAUGUUACUUGGGUGGUGUUGGCUCCGAAAUUUGUUGAAGCUAGAGAGAUCAAAGAUCUUUGGCCGAUUAGCAUAGUCGGAUGUGUGUAUAAGGUCAUAUCGAAUGUGCUAGUUCGGAGAAUGCAUAGGGUAAUGUCAGGAUUAGUAGGAGAGACUCAGAGUGAUUUUGUGAAUGGUAGGAAGAUACAUGAUGAGACUUUGAUUACGUGUGAGACGAUAAAGUGGUUGAAGACGAGUAAGAAGAGGUUGGCAAUAAUCAAGCUGGAUUUCCAAAAAGCUUAUGAUAGAGUGAAGUGGACUUUUAUGGAUAUUGUACUUCAGAAGAUGGGGAUGGUAAGAGAGGCAGUAAGAAAUGGAAAGAUUGCUCCUCUGCUGGUUAGUAAGAACAAUAUUGAGUUAUCCCACGCAAUUUGCAGACGACACCAUACUAUUUUGCCCACAAAAAAGGAGACUGUCAGGAACUACAAGCGGCUUCUGCGGUGUUUUGAGAUGAUGUCAGACUUGAGUAUUAAUUUUUAUAAAGCUAGCUUUAUUCCGGUUAAUUGUGAGCAUGAGUUGGUACAAAGGAUGUGUAGAGUGCUGGGGUGCAAAGAAGCUUCGCUGCCAGUCAAAUAUCUGGGUAUUUCUCUGGGAGCGAAUAUGAGAUUGGUCAAGACUUGGAAGCCAAUAAUUGACAAAGUGAAAGAGAAGUUCAGUUUGUGGAAAGCCAAAAUGCUCAAUAAAAAUGGUAAGUUCAUCUUUAUUAGAUCUAUACUGAAUAGCCUGCCAAUUUACUACUUCAACUUAUAUAAGAUGCCCAGAGCAGUAGUAGAGAAGUUGAUCUCCUUGCAGAGGAGGUUCUUGUGGAGUGGAGAGGAUGGCAAGCACGGGUGGUGGUGGCCGUUUUCGAAGAAAAAUGGUUCAUUAUGGAAGAAAAUUGUGUGCCCUUGCAAUGACAUGAACCCAAAUAUUCCAUUUUCUAGUAAGCCUGUACCUAAAAGAGGAGGUCCAUGGAGGAAUAUUUGUCAGCUACAGAUAAAAGAUCAGCAGGUGAGGGAUAAGAUGGUCAAAGGGUUGUCUUUGGAGAUAGAGGAUGGAAGAAGAAUUUGA